GCCGAGCGGGGCGGGGAGGCCCCGCCGCCGGUUCCCCCUGUGCCCGGCGCGUGAUUGGCGGCGGCUCCGGAGCUGCCUACCGCCGGCCAUGGAGCCUCCCCUCCGGCCCCCGACCCGCUCCGCUUCCUGCUGAGGAGAACACCUGUCCGGAGCGGGGCCGCGGCCGCGCGCAACGAUUUCUUCUGGCAUGGAGUUGGGUGACUAUGAACAGCCUGUUGUUAUGAGAGAAGAAAACAAACGAAGGAGAAGAAGAAUGAAACCUCAUUGUACAUCGAGUAAUUUGUCUUCAAUGGAACUGAUAUCCAUUGAGUUCAUUUUACCUACAAGCAAUAAGCAUACUAAAGUACCGGAAAUGAUGUUACUCGAAAUAGCUGGAAACUGUACUGUUGAGCAGAUGAAAGCACAAAUUUGGAUGCGUGCGAUAGAGAUGAGUCAAACCACAGACUUCUACCAUGCGUUCACGCCGGAUCAGUUCGUACUUCAGUAUCAGAAGAAGGGGCAGUGGUAUGAAAUUUAUGAUAAACAUCAAUUAUUACAGACAUUAGACUGCAUACUGUACUGGAAAGUGUUACAGAAGAAAGUAGGCAAAAUAUAUGUAGUCCAGAAACAAAAACCAUCAGAAGAAGUUCAGGAAUUUCAGCGGCAGCUUAAUGAUUUAAUUGGUUAUGAUGUUACUGAUGUAAGCAACGUGCAUGAUGACGAACUAGAAUUUACCCGGCGCAGAUUAGUCACUCCACGAAUGAUAGAAGUAGCCUGUAGAGAUCCUAAGUUGUAUGCAAUGCACCCAUGGACUACAUCUAAGCCACUCCCAGAAUAUUUGUUCAAAAAGAUAACUAAUAAUAACAUUUUUAUAAUCAUACAUAGAGGAACGACGAGCCAAAAGAUUAAAGUGUCGAUAGAUGACACUCCAGAUAUGAUUCUCCAUAGCUUUUUCACAAAAAUGGCAAAGAAAAAGUCUUUGAUGGAUAUUCCUGAAGAUCAUAGCGAACUGGAUUUUGUUCUUAGGAUUUGUGGCAGAGAUGAGUACAUUACUGGAGACACACCCAUCAAGGAUUUUCACUGGAUAAGACAGUGCCUUAAGAAUGGGGAAGAAAUCCACCUUGUGUUAGACAACCCUCCUGACCCAAGUGAGGAUGAGGUGCAGAAGGAAGAGUGGCCAUUGGUAGAUGACUGUACAGGAGUUACAGGAUAUCACGAACAAUUGACUAUAGAUGGAAAAGAUCAUGAGAGAGUCUUCACUAUCUCUUUGUGGGAUUGUAAUAGGAAAUUCAGGGUGAAAAUAAUUGGUAUCGAUAUCCCAGUUUUACCAAGAAAUACUGAUCUUACUGUAUUUGUAGAGGCUAACAUUCAACACGGGCAACAGCUCCUUUCACAAAGGAGGACUUCCUCAAAGCCCUUUACUGAGGAGGUUCUGUGGAAUAUUUGGUUGGAGUUUGACAUCAAAAUCAAGGAUUUGCCUAAAGGAGCACUCUUGAAUCUUCAGAUAUAUUGUGGUAAAGCACAGGGAUUGUCCACAAAGACAAACCUUCAGUCACACGAAUCCCCCAACUCUGAUUCAAAAUGCAAAACUCAACUUCUGUAUUACGUGAAUCUUUUAUUGAUAGAUCACCGUUUCCUGCUACGAAGUGGGGAGUAUGUUCUCCACAUGUGGAAAAUCCCAGGCAAAGGGGAAGAGCAAGGAAGUAUCAAUGCAGACAAACUCACCUCAGCAACUAAUCCGGAUAAAGAAAACUCCAUGGCUAUCUCUAUUGUGCUGGACAAAUACUGUCACCCAAUUGCCUUGCCCAAGCACAGGAUAACAUCUGAUUCUCAGGGGGACAGGACACGAGCUGAAAUGCCCAAUCAGCUUCGCAAGCAACUUGAAGAGAUCAUAGCAACUGACCCACUUAAUCCACUUUCUCCUGAGGACAAAGAACUGUUGUGGCACUUUAGAUAUGAAAGUAUAAAGCACCCCAAGGCUUACCCUAAGCUGCUUAGCUCUGUCAAAUGGGGACAACAAGAAAUAGUGGCCAAAACAUACCAGUUGCUAGCUAAAAAGGAGGCGUGGGAUCAAAGCACUUUAGAUGUUGGACUCACAAUGCAGCUUCUGGACUGUAACUUUUCUGAUGAAAAUGUACGAGCAAUGGCAGUUCAAAAACUGGAAAGUUUAGAAGAUGAUGAUGUUCUUCAUUAUCUUUUGCAACUCGUGCAGGCUGUGAAAUUUGAGCCUUAUCAUGACAGCGCAUUAGCCAGAUUUCUACUGAAACGGGGUUUAAGAAACAAAAGAAUUGGUCACUUCUUGUUUUGGUUUUUAAGAAGUGAGAUUGCCCAAUCCAUGCACUACCAGCAGAGGUUCGCUGUGAUCCUAGAAGCCUAUCUUAGGGGCUGUGGGAAAGCAAUGCUGCAUGAUUUCAUGAAACAGGUUCAAGUCAUUGAAUUGUUGCAUAAAGUCACAAUGGAGAUAAAAUCAGUUUCUGCAGAAAAAUACGAUGUCACUUCUCAAGUUAUUGCACAGCUUAGACAAAAACUUGAAAAACUACAGGGCAGCAAACUUCCAGAAAGUUUUAGAGUCCCAUAUGACCCUGGGCUAAGAGCAGGAGCCCUAGUGAUAGAAAAAUGUAAAGUAAUGGCAUCCAAGAAGAAACCCCUCUGGCUUGAGUUUAAAUGUGCAGAUCCAACUGCUCUAUCAAAUGAAACCAUAGGCAUCAUCUUUAAACAUGGAGAUGACCUCCGUCAGGACAUGCUUAUUUUACAGAUUCUUCGCAUUAUGGAAUCCAUUUGGGAAGCAGAAUCCUUGGAUCUCUGUUUGCUACCAUAUGGCUGUAUUUCUACAGGGAACAAAAUAGGAAUGAUUGAAAUUGUGAAAGAUGCUACAACAAUUGCCAAAAUUCAGCAGAGUACAGUUGGCAACACUGGUGCAUUUAAGGAUGAAAUACUGAACCAGUGGCUCAAGGACAGAUGUGUCAUUGAGGAGAAGUUUCAGGCAGCUGUGGAAAGGUUUGUUUAUUCCUGUGCUGGCUACUGUGUGGCAACCUUUGUUCUUGGAAUAGGAGACAGACACAAUGAUAACAUUAUGAUCACAGAAACAGGUAACCUUUUUCAUAUUGAUUUUGGCCAUAUUCUUGGGAAUUAUAAAAGCUUCCUUGGAAUUAAUAAGGAAAGAGUUCCUUUUGUGCUGACUCCAGAUUUUCUGUUUGUCAUGGGGACCUCCGGAAAGAAGACAAGUCUCCAUUUCCACAAAUUUCAGGCUUCAGUCUCCUUGAUAUUCUAAAAUACCCAUGGGUUUGUCUGGCUUUAUGUCCUGUCACCUAUUGGUCCCUACAGAUGUGUCAGACACAACUGCUACUGCAGGUAUAACUACACAGCUGAUUUUCAGGCUCCCUGCAGCAGGGUACAGCAGUUAGUGCUGUGCUGGCACUGCUGCACUGUUAAAGCUGGUGACUACUUGCUUCUCUUAGCUCUUACUCCACAUUUUGCUUCCCUUUUUGCUCUUUUCACAAUAACUUAAAAAAAAAAUUAGAUGCCAGAGGCUGCUAAUGAAAUGACAGAAAUGUUUAGUAGAAAACAUCAUUUGAUAAGCAUGAUUUAAUCUGAGAAGACAAUUAUUUCUCUGUCCCAUCUGUGAAUUUUUCAGCUGCCUCAAUACUGUCCAGAUUUCUCUUGCUAUGAGUGUCAAACGUCGUGGCAUUUCCUUUCCAGCUUUGGCUGAAGCCCAUGCCACUCUUUUACUCCUAUGUAUGUUCUCCUUCAUGUAUUACAUGUAGGAACCCUUCAGAGAGCCUUAUUGUAGAUCUCCCUAGACUUUUGAGCUUUGUCCACCAAGUUAUUAUUACGUGUAGUUAGCCUAAAUUUCUCUUUACUGCUUUUGCCAUUGAAUGAAUUUUUAUUCAUUCUGUCUCAUUUAUUUCAUUUUUCAAAGUUUUUCAUUACUUUACCCUGCAGACUUGAUGUUACAGGGGUCUGUGGUUUCAGUACUGAUCUAAUCAUUUCUUCUGGUUGUGCCACUUGCUUGCAGAAUCCAAUGUAUUUGACUGUAAGACAAAGGUGAUAGAAGGAAGAAGGAUGUACACUUCAUCACUGAAAAGAGAAGGCCUGUAUAACAGAACUUGGGCACUCCAUGUUAUACAAACACUUGACCCUUAGGAAACUAAUACUUAAGGACAGAUUCAAGCUCCCAAAAUAGCCCAUUGUUGUCUCAUGGACAAGUUGGGGGUGGUUUCUCCUCAGCUCCUCUCAUUUGGCCUGUGGCUUUGAUUAGUUAACAGCUUUCUUCCUAAUCCCACAGUGUGCACAUAGCCCUGACACGCACUUGUGUCACUUUUGGUUCCCACUGCCUUUCUCAGAAGUACAGAGAUGACUUUUACUGGGAGAUGUUAAUUCCAAACUCCAUUCAGCUCCUGUCUGCAUAUAACAAGGAGGUGCAGAUGUUUUAAAUCCUUUGAAUUCUUUCGAGGACAGUGAUGCCAGUUUCUUGACUGCAUAAUUGUUUUUCUGUCUCAGACACCUUCAGCAGUGAGAUGUAUCAUCCACAAAGAAAUGCAAAACCUCCUUUGAUACGACUAUAAAGAGCAGAGCUUUCAUCUCUUUCAAGAGAAACAAAAGCCACACUAACUCUAGUGACAAGAUUUCCCUGUUUGAAGUCGAUAUACAUAAGAAUUUUUUUCUUGGUGUCAUGAAGUGAAAAUAAUCCCUGUGAAAAGUUGAUUGUGUUUUCUAUUGUAAACUGUGCUUUGGCCACUGCAAUUCAUCUUCUGCUUUGCCAGAUCUGAACUGACAUUAAAGUUCUCAUCUUAUUUCAGGACAGGAUUUAUUAGGAAAUGUAAGGGGCCCAAGAAAUAGGGGAAAAAAUGAAAAAGAAAAAAACCUUGCGGACAGAUGUUUAAAAUAUCAUCUUUCUUCCCUUGUGUUUUCCUGACCUGUCUGCUCAUUUGUCUGACAUCGCUGGUGUGAGCAGUGAUAGAUGUUAAGGUUAUUUGUGCCAUUCUUACUGUUUCUGAGGAAGAAAAAACGUACCCACUGUGUCAGAAAUAACCAGAGUUCUACAGAGCUAAUGAGAUUUGUUAGAAAGGUAUACAAAAAUAUUUGAAUUGCAUAGGACUUUUAAAAUUAAUUCAAUAAAUUUGUGGAAAGGUUAAUUUGAAUCUUUAUUUGGGUAAAAAUCAGUGUUGCUUCAGGUUAGGUUUUAAUAGCAACAACCUUCUUGGAAUUAUUUCUCGUCUCUUCCCAUUACUGCAUUGCAGGCCUAAUUUAACUUCCUCAUUUUGAUUUCUAACGUUUGAUCGCUUUUCCUUAAAAUGUUAUUUUAAAAAAUAAAUGAGUAAUGAAUUCAGUGUAAGAAAUAAUCAUUCUGAUUUAUGGAUUAGUCACUUAUCAUUAACCAUUCUUUCCAAAGGUAUUUCAUGUUUUUCUAAGCUGCAGAGAUUUAAUUCUUCUAAAAUUUAUGCUGCUAAGCACAAAUUACUUAUAUAUGGAGGUGAAAAAAAACCAAAACAGUAAUCCCUUGAAUCCAAUAGGACAGUACCUAACCGUGGCAGUCCUAAAGAAAGGCAGCACACCUGUGUUUGAAGCAGAGCUGUGAGCUGGAGAGGCGUGACAGAGCACCACGCCUGGAGAGCCAUCUCCAUUAAACAAGCUGUCAGCUCCGCAGAUUUAAAGGCAUCCACAUGAAAUGAAGAAUUGAGCCCUAGAGGUGCUGCUUUAUUCAGUCGCUUGCUAUCCCAUGGUCUUUAAAUGGAAACCAAUUGUGAAGAAAGACAAUGAAUUACUGCUGCCUUUUUAACAGUCUCAGCAAGGGAUUACAUGACAGGGAAAUUAAUUUGAAAUUCUGGUGAAGCUGAGCUUUAACAACUAAUAUCAUAUUAUUUAAAAGAGCCAUUAGUUUGUUCACCAAAGCAGGACUUGUUGCCCUGAGGUGCACCCACCAACAGCGUGGCAGUGGAUGCAGACGUGAGCGUGAUGUUUCUGCUCGGGUGCGCGGCUCUCUGGGGUCUCCUCUCCCUGACACACCGGUGACUGAACGGUGUCGGUCGGUGGCAGUAGUUCAUACCAAGUUCCCAUGAAGUUGCUAAGCCCUCCCUUUCCGUGCACCCCAUCAUUUAACAGAAAAUCCUUC
Molecule: messenger RNA, 6091 nt
Organism: Tympanuchus pallidicinctus (lesser prairie-chicken)
Lineage: Eukaryota; Metazoa; Chordata; Aves; Galliformes; Phasianidae
Gene: PIK3CG
Product: phosphatidylinositol-4,5-bisphosphate 3-kinase catalytic subunit gamma
Exons: 11
Coding region: 188-3250 (1020 amino acids)
Biological process (GO): phosphatidylinositol-3-phosphate biosynthetic process; phosphatidylinositol 3-kinase/protein kinase B signal transduction; cell migration
Cellular component (GO): phosphatidylinositol 3-kinase complex, class IA; phosphatidylinositol 3-kinase complex, class IB; plasma membrane
Molecular function (GO): 1-phosphatidylinositol-4-phosphate 3-kinase activity; 1-phosphatidylinositol-3-kinase activity
Source: RefSeq, a predicted model, not a curated record